GUCUUAGCCGUGCCGGGUCGUGUGGUGCUGAGCCGAGCCGAGCCGAGCUGAGCCGAGCCUUGGCAGGAUGCUGCGGUACCUGCUGAAGACGCUGCUGCAGAUGAACCUGUUCGCCGACUCGCUGGGGGCCGAAGGCUCCAACUCCUCCUCCUCACUCCUGCUCGGCAUCAACCGCUCCAUCGCUGCGCUCCACCUGCCCGAUCUCACCCCCGGUAAUGGGUCCCAGUCUCUGCUGGAGGACACGGCCCCCCGCAUCGUGGAGCACCCCACGGAUCUCCUGGUCUCCAAAGGGGAACCGGCCACGCUGAGCUGCAAGGCCGAGGGGCGCCCGGCCCCGGCCGUGGAGUGGUACAAAGACGGGGAGCGGGUGGAGACGGACCGGGAGGAUCCCCGCUCCCACCGCACCCUCCUGCCGGGAGGCUCCCUCUUCUUCCUCCGCAUCCUGCACGGGCGGCGGGGCAAGCCCGACGAGGGGGUCUAUGUUUGCGUGGCCAGGAAUUACCUGGGGGAGGCCACCAGCCGGAACGCUUCCCUGGCGGUGGCCGUGCUGCGGGACGAUUUUCGGCAGCCCCCCGGGGAUGUGGUGGUGGCGGCGGGAGAACCGGCCGUGCUGGAGUGUGUCCCGCCCCGCGGCCAUCCCGAGCCCAGCGUCUCCUGGAAGAAGAACGGAGUCCGGCUCAGCGACAAGGACGAGCACCUGACGAUCCGUGGAGGGAAGCUGAUGGUGGCCAGUACCCGCAAGAGCGACGCCGGUGUCUACGUCUGCGUGGCCACCAACGUGGUGGGGGAGAGGGACAGCGAGCCGGCCGAGCUGGUGGUCUUUGAGCGCCCGGCGUUCGGCAAGAGGCCCCUGAACCAGGCAGUGCUGGUGGAGGGGACGGCGGAGUUCGCCUGCGAGGCAGUGGGGGAUCCCCAGCCAGCGGCGCGGUGGCACAAGGAGGAGGGCGAGAUGCCACUGGGAAGGUGGGAGGUGCUGCCAGACAACACCCUGCGGAUCAGCCGGCUGCGAGCAGAGGACGAGGGCACCUACACCUGUGUGGCCGAUAACAGCGUGGGCAGGUCAGAGGCAUCCGGCACCCUCACUGUGCACGUGCCCCCCCAGCUCGUCACUGGGCCCCGCGACCAGGCUGUCACCCCUGGCCAGAGCGUGACCUUCCAGUGCCAGAGCAAGGGCAACCCACCGCCCGCUGUCUUCUGGCAGAAGGAGGGGAGCCAGACCCUGCUGUUCCCAGGCCAGCCCCCGCUCCCCUCCAGCCGUGUUUGGGUGAGCCCCGGAGGUGCCAUGACCAUCACCGAUGUCCAGCCCAGCGACGCCGGCCACUACCUGUGCCAGGCCAUCAGCGUGGCCGGCAGCGUCCUGGCCAGGGCACGCCUGGAGGUGAUGGGGGCACCCACCGAGCUCCACCCGCUGGUGGUCAGCCCCGUUCCCGCUAACCGGACGGUGCUGCCGGUGGGGGCCACGGCCCGGCUGCCUUGUGGGGUGUGGGGCGAUGACCCCCCGGGCAGCGUGGGGUGGCUGAAGGAUGGCAGUGCCCUGGUGGGUACCCAGUCCCGUGCCAGCCUGCUGGAGAACGGCACCCUGCAGAUCACUGGCCUCCGGGUGAGAGACUCUGGGCUCUAUGAGUGCGUGGCCACCAGCCCAGCGGGCGAGACACGCUGGGGCAGCUCCCUGGAGGUGCAAGGUGAUGAAUCUGACCUCUCCCCACCCUCCCCUGUGCCCGGAGUCCUCCCCGGGCCACCCUCCACCCCUGUGGUCACCAACAUCACCAAAAGCAGUGUCACCCUGAGCUGGAAAGCGAACAAGGACAGCGAUGCCACCCAUGUCACCUCCUACAUAGUGGAGGCUUUCAGCCAGGCAGCGGGUGGCCCGUGGCGGACGGUGGCAGCUGAUGUGGAGGGUGAGACCCACACGGUGAGCGGCCUCGUCCCUGACACCGUCUACCUGUUCCUGGUGCGGGCGGUCAACGCCUACGGGCUCAGUGACCCCAGCGGCGUCUCAGAGCCUGUGCGCACCCAAGCAGAUGCCAGCCCCACGCAGCAAGGGCUGGACCCCGAGCAGGUGCAGCGGGAGCUGGCCCAAGUGGCUGUGCACCUGCAGGAGCCCGUGGUGCUGCCGCUGGGCGCCGUCCGCCUCUCCUGGACCGUGGAGCGCCCAGCGCCCUUCCUUCAGGGUUACCGUGUGCUGUACCGGCGGCGUGGUGGGCGCUGGGAGGAGGCGCGGGCGGUGCGGGCGCCGGAGGAGCGGGGGGCCCUGCUCACCGAGCUGCGCCGGGGCCAGGACUACGAGAUCAAGGUCCGACCCUACUUCCGUCAGCUCCAGGGUCCAGACAGCGCCGUGCGCACUCUGCGCACCCCCGAGGCGGCCCCCAGCGCCCCUCCGCGAGCUGUCAGUGUGGCUGGGAAUGGCACCAGUGUCCGCAUCUCGUGGCAGCCACCACCACUGGCCGAGCAGAACGGCGUCAUCCGGGAUUACCGGAUUUGGUGCCUGGGCAACGAGAGCCGCUACCACAUCAACCAGAGCGUGGAGGGAACGGUGCUGGCGACAGUGCUGCGGGGACUGGUCCCCGGCGUCCCUUACCACGCCGAAGUCGCCGCCGCCACUGGCGCCGGUGUGGGUGCCCGCAGCGCCCCUGUCCCCAUCCGCGUCGCCCCCCUGGUGGAGCGGGAUGCGGAGCCAGCGGGCGGGAGCAGCAUGACCGAGCGCUUGGCUGAGGUGGCCAGGCAGCCAGCCUUCAUCGCCGGCGUCGGCAGCGCUUGCUGGGUCGUUCUCGCCGCCUUCGCCGCUUGGCUCUACAGCCGCCGCCGCAGGAAGAAGGAGCUCAGCCACUUCACCGCCUCCUUUGCCUACACACCCACCGUCGCCUUCCCGACUCCAGCGCGCGGCAGCCCCAGGGCAGCCGCCGGCAGUGGUUACCCGUGGCUGGCGGACGCGUGGCACGGUGGCGGCACAGCCAGUGCUGCGGGUUGCUUGGGCACCGCUGAGAGAUACUACAAUGACGCCGGCAUCACCCGUUACAUCGCCCAGACGGAGCAGUUUGGGGCAGGGGCCGGCGAGGGGCCGGUUUACAGCACCAUCGAGGCGGACAGUGAGGAGCUCUGCACCUUCCCCCGUCCCUUCUCGCAGUAUGGGACCCCCUAUCCCGGGGUGGGUCCUCAGCCAAUGGAUGCUGCAGCCGCCCAGGCACCCCGAGGAUGGGCUGAGCACGGGGCCAAAGCAAAGCUGGGGCAAGCGGUGAAACUGCCAGCGGUGAGUUGGACGGAGCUGCUGCCCCCUCCACCCUCGGCCAGCGAGCUCAGCCAGUGCACCCAGGAGAAGGAGGAGGAGGAGGAGGAAGAGGAGGAUGAAGAGGACGAGGCAGCCAGAGGGUUGGGGAUGGAGGUGUGGUACCCCGGUGAGGACAUCCCCUGUGCCACCGCUGCGUCCUCGCCCACCACCUCCUCCGGCUGCCGGUCCACCACCACGCUGACGCCAUCGCCCCGCACCACCGAGGACAUUCCCCGCCUCCGGGACUUCGACAGCUCCCGUCUGCCCCGGAGACCCCCCCACAGCGCCGGCACCCCCCCACAGGCACCCAGUCCCCCAGUGACUCCGGAUGCCAGCGAGGGCCACCCACCCCGAGCCCGCUGCCCCCCCGGCGCAGGGAAACACCGCGGAGCGGCCCCUAAAAGUCGCCUGAAGCCCAAAUGCAGCCGUUACUGCCGGGAAAAGCAGACGGGAGACCUGCCGCCGCCGCCGCUGCCGCCGCCGGGAGAGACCCGCGGCCCCUCUCCAGAGCGGGAGCCCAGCGGGGCCGAGCGCAGGGUCGCCCAUCGCCCGCCCCGCGGCGACGAGCUCGUCCCCUACAGCAAGCCCUCCUGCCUGCCCCGCGGGCAGGUGUCUGGCAGCUGCUCCACCACAGGCAGCGUCUCGUCCCGCGGCUCCGCCAGCUCCCGGGAGCACGGCUCGGGGCGCGGCCGGAUCCCGGCGGAGCGCGGCGAAGGGAGCGGCCAUCGCCGCCGCCCGGGGGCCACAUUGCCCGGCCCGUCGCAGGAGAAGCGAUAAAGUGGAGGGCAAGCCGGUGACAGGGUUGGGGACACGGAGGGACGUUCUUUAAUUUCUGGGUGGCGUCAUGUAAAUAGGGUUGCACAGAGCCAGCGGCCGGUGGGCGUCAGAGUGAGGGGGGACAGGGGUGCUCGGGGUGGGACAAGGAUAAUCACAAGGGAUGAGGACCCUGGGGAGGGACAAAGAUGCUCAGGGAAGGAGGAGGAUACUUGGGGAGGGAUGAGGACCCUUGGGACAAGGACGGUAGGGAAGCGCAAGGAUACAAUUCAGAGGAUUAGGAUGCUCAGGGAGACCAAGGACAGUCACGAGGAAUGAGGACCCUGGGAAGGGAUGAGGAUGCUCAGGAGGGACAAGGAAGAUGCUUGGGGAAGGAGGAGGAGCCUGGGGACAGAGGCAGUUGUUCAGAGAGGGAUGAGGACGUUGGGGAGGGAUGAGGAUGCUGGAGGGGGAUAAGAUUGAUGCUUAAGCAGGGCAAAGAUCUUGGGGACAAGGACAGUUUGGAGGAACAAGGAUGCUAGGAAAGGACAAGGACGACUGUGAGGGAUAAGGACGAUUGAAAUGGAUGGGGAUAGUUGGGAUGAGAUUACAAGGGAGGGACAAGGACACUGCAGAUGGUUUAGGGUGAUGGUGAGUGACAAGGAAGGCAGGGGGACAAGGAUGCCUGGGAGCAAGAGGACACAGGGAAAGGACAAGGUUGCUUGGGAAGGACAAGGACAGUAGUAAGGGAUGAGGAGGAUAGUUGCUGGGGGAUGAGGACAGUGGGAAGGGAUAAGGACACUUGGUGCAUAGGGCAAAAACAAUUAGAGAAGGAUGAGGACACUCAGGAGGGCUGAGGACCCUGGGAAUGAGGAUGAUUAGGAGAGACAAAGACACUCGGAGGAGGCACAGGUGGCUUGGGAAGGAUGAGGAUACUUGGGAGGGACAAGGAUGGUUGAGGUGGGACAAGGAUGCUGAGGAAGGACAUGGACUUUUAGAAAUGACAAGGACAGUUGGGAGAAAUGGGAAUGGUCAGCAGGCCUGGGGAUGGUCAGGGGGACAACCCUGGGGAAGGACAAGGACACUUGGGAUGGACAACAGUGCUUGGGCUGGACAAGGGUAGUUAGGGGGGAUGAGGGCACUGGGGAGGGACGAGGACACUUAGAGGGGAUGUGGACUCUUGGGAAGAAUGAGGAUGCUGGGGAGGAAUGAGGAAUUUGGGAAAGUAUGGGGACACUGAGGAGGGAUGGGGACACUGCGGAAGGACGGAACACUUGGGAAGGGCAAGGACACUGGAGAAGGAGGGACACCCACCCACCUUGGUGCCACCCACCCUUUGUGGGUGGCUUUUCCUAGUAAAGAGCCCCUUUUUGGGGAACUGCCUAAUAAAACUGGAUUUUAGCCGA
Messenger RNA from Pipra filicauda (Wire-tailed manakin), 5424 nucleotides. RefSeq names its product roundabout guidance receptor 3 (gene ROBO3). Bases 68 to 4042 code for a protein of 1324 amino acids. Gene Ontology annotation, biological process: axon guidance; cell-cell adhesion. The transcript has 27 exons. Gene Ontology annotation, cellular component: plasma membrane; axon. NCBI's taxonomy places the organism in Eukaryota, Metazoa, Chordata, Aves, Passeriformes, Pipridae. The record is from RefSeq and is a predicted model, not a curated record. Gene Ontology annotation, molecular function: protein binding.